UUUUGGCAGCUGAACAAGUUAUAAUGGUAAUGAACUGUUUAUUUGUUUAUAUCUGGUUACAGUCGUAGUGAGUUAUUUAUGCAGAUAUGAAUUAGGUCACACACACAGGUAGUUAUGCAUUAUUUACAAAGUCAGGGUAUUUUUCCUGAAUGGUUGGUAAUAUAACACUGGAUAAAAUGCUUUGACAUUUCUUUAACAUUUCUGAGUCAGUUGUCUCUGAAUUCAUUAAUCUGAUCACAUUCCACUACCCAAUAAACUCGCCCUUCGGGACAAAAGUUUACUUUUCCUCUUGGUUAUCUGGUUCCUAAGCGAGGACAAGAUGCAAUCCUCUGCCCUAGACCCUUCCUAGUGGCUAGACCGACCUACAUCCCCCAUCAAUAUAGCUUUCUACGCCACCUCCACUGGGUCACUCCACCCUAGCCAGUGCUUAGAGAUAGAUCUCCCUGUCUCCAUUACAAUUUGCCUCCAUCAGCCUGCUGAUGCUGCCGCUCCAGCAUCACCAGAAAGUCCUCAAAAAAUACUCGUUUCUUAUUCGUAAAUAGGUAACAGAACGAUGUAAGUGUUCUAUUGAAAGUGAUUGAUGCGGUGCUAUGUCGCGGAAAAAGUGGAUAUGUGUUUGUGGCGCUGUUACCUCAAAGGACACAAUGUUGGUUGUGUUGUGUAUAACGCCACUGGUGUUGUUCUUCCCGCUGCCCUCCUCGGCACGACCUCAAGUUGUUGCUGUAGGUGUGGUGGAGAACAAGCCAGUAGACUUCGACAUCCCGGACACCUGUCAAGACACCGACAACAUGUGCAGGCAGUUCGCAGCCCAGGGCGAGUGUGAGAACAACCCAGCUUACAUGCAGGUGUUUUGCCAACGCACCUGCCACACCUGUAAACCCACUUCCAAAGUGGAGAACUGCCAGGAUCACAGAGCGGAUUGUCCUGUCUUGGGUUCGCGAGGCGAUUGUGACGUCAACGCUGCCUUCAUGAACGUCAACUGCCCGAAUACCUGCAACACCUGUCCUCCUGUCAAGGUUGAGGAGUGCGUGGACCAACACAACCUGUGCUUCCUGGGCUCCCUUCUGGGACAGUGCCAGAUCAACCCAUCCUUCUACCUGAUCUUCUGCGCAGACUCCUGCAGGAAGUUCAUCCCUGUCUGUAGUCAAGCGAGAAGAAGCACAGUGAGGGACAUCUGCACUACACGGGCUCUGGGCCAAGAAAUAGAAUGUGGUAUAGAUCCUACCACCGCGGCUUUGACCAGGAACCGGCGCUGGGGCCAGAUGCCUGUAUCCAGGAGGAAAAGAGCAUACACAACGGAGAACAGGUCAAAUUCUAAGAAAAAUCGGAAUGGAAAUGACAGCCUUCUUCACAUCAGAAAAACCUCCGCGGGUGGUUCCAAUAUCAGCGAAAGCCAGAGGGUUUCCCCAUUCACCCCUGUAGUAGCAUCUGGACAGCAAGGCCAUCUUAGAAGUCAGUGGAAAUUUUUAGAGACCAGCUCAUGGGGUAUUGAUAGUGAUGAUGGUAAUUCGCGAGUGUCUGUCACCUUCGUAAACAAGGGACCAAUGGUUGCUGCUGAUGUUGCUCUGAAUGAUAUAUAUAUUGGAGAAUAUUUUGGCCACAUGGAGACACUGGUCACUCGUCUAUAUGGGAAGGAAAACACGUUUGAGGCGUCAACGGUAUUUGAGGAGGCUUCCAGAAGGCUUUCUUCAAAAAUCUGCCCCUCACGAGAAAAGCGACAAGAUACCGAAGUCUUCAAUACAGUAUCCCUGACAAUAACAGAAACCGAGACAACUUCGACAAUUACAGCGACCACAACAGCCACGACAACCACGCCGUUCACGAUUUCCACGGCACCUACACCAUCAUCCUGCUUUGGCAACUGUAACACCUGCGUGUUGACAUUCAGCAAUUUUCCAUACGUGACUAUCAAUCUCUGCCUCUUGGCCGCCAUUGCAGUGCCCAUUGCAGUGCCGGUUGCUAUUGGCAGUGCAGCUCUGAGUUUCCCAGCAUUGUACUUGUAUCAAGGCACCAACAAGCCGCCGCCACCAACACUCUUCACAGCCGCCAGUAUCACCAAUGUCUCUCUCACUACCACCGCCACCUCCACCUCCCCAGAUGGUGGAAAUCAGACUGUUGAUGCUGCUGUUGCUGAGAAGGGGAUUGUUCCUGGUGUUGCAACAGCUAGUGAGGCUGUAACUCUUUCUGGUGAUACAACUGUUCCUGAUAAUGGAACUGUUCCUGAUAAUGGAGCUUUUCCUGAUACUGAAACUGUUGCUGAUGCAGGAACUGUUCCUGAUAAUAGAACUGUUCCUGAUAACUGGAACGUUGCUGAUGCUGAAACUGUUUCUGAUAAUGGAACUGUUCCUGAUAAUGGAACUGUUCCUGAUACUGGAACUGUUAAUGAUGCUGGAACUGUUCCUGAUAAUGGAACUGUUCCUGAUAAUGGAACUGUUCCUAAUAAUGGAACUGUUCCUGAUACUGGAACUGUUAAUGAUGUUGGAACUGUUCCUGAUAAUAGAACUGUUCCUAAUAAUGGAACUGUUUCUGAUACUGGAACUGUUCCUGAUGCAGGAACUGUUCCUGAUACUGGAACUGUUCCUGAUACUGGAACUGUUCCUGAUGCUGGAACUGUUCCUGAUACUGGAACUGUUCCUGAUACUGGAACUGUUCCUGAUGCUGGAACUGUUCCUGAUAAUGGAACUGUUCCUGAUAAUGGAACUGUUCCUGAUACUGGAACUGUUCUGAUGCGGAAUGUUCUGGGAACUGUUCCUGAUACUGGAACUGUUCCUGAUAAUGGAACUGUUCCUGAUAAUGGAACUGUUCCUGAUACUGGAACUGUUUCUGAUACUGGAACUGUUCCUGAUAAUGGAACUGUUCCUGAUAAUGGACUGACUGUUCCUGAUAAUGGAACUGUUGCUCAUGCUGGAACUGUUUCUGAUAAUGGAACUGUUCCUGAUAAUGGAACUGUUCCUGAUAAUAGGACUGUUCCUGAUAAUGGAACUGUUCCUGAUAAUGGACGUGUGCCUGAUGCUGGAACUGUUCCUGAUACUGGAACUGUUCCUGAUAUGCUCCUGGUGCUGAAAUUAUUCCUGGCAGUGGAACUGUUCCUAAUGCUGGAACUGUUCCCGAUAAUAGUACUGUUCCAGUUAAUGGCACUGUUCCCGAUAAUGAGACUUUUCCUGAUAUUGGAAUUACUCCUUAUAAUGGAAACAGUUCUUGAUAAUGGCACUUUUUCUGAAACCGGAACUGUUCCUGAUGCUGGAACUGUUCCCGCAGUGACAAGUUCUCCCAGCGACUUGAGUGUUCCUGGCACUGCAGAAGCCACUGGUGCCGGGUUCGACAGCGGGGGUCCUACUCCGGUUACCGUGAAUACCCGGAGACGUCGCAGUACGUUCUCUUGUGGGGGCUCCCUCAUUUCCCCCUACCAUGUCCUCACUGCUGCCCACUGUCUGAUCACUCCCGGAGUCACUCAGACCGGCGAAGUCACAUUCUCCAAGCCCUCCGUGGUGCGUCUGGGAGAGGUGGACUUCGAGCAGGUGGGAGAGAGCCAGGCUUUUGACUACCAGGUUCUGGGAAUCCAAGUCCACCAGGGCUACGCUCUGCCUGCCAAAUACAACGACAUCGCUAUUAUAACUCUCAGAGAUAAGGUUGAGUUUACAUCAGCUCUGAGGCCUUAUUGUUUACCAAAACAAGUACGGGACCUGACAGGACGUGUUUGUACUGUCUCAGGUUGGGGCAGGAGACCUGGAGGCACGGUGUCGACGGUGCUUCACGACGUGGAGGUGGUGGUGGUGUCGCAGCAGGAGUGCAACGACGUCUACGUCAACGACCAAGACUUAAAGCCCAUUGUUGACAUCGAUUACCCUGUUGGCAUCGACAACCGGCUUCUCUGUGCUGGCAAGAUCAAUGAUGUGUGCAGGGGUGAUUCAGGGGGUCCGCUGGUGCUGAAUGAGGGCGGAGUGAAGCUGGAGGUCGGCAUCGUCAGUACCGGGUAUGGUUGUGGCUCUUCCAUGUACCCUGGUAUCUAUACACGCGUCGACCAAUACAUCAACUGGAUAGAUGACGAGCUUUAUGGAUCCUGUACCUAGGUGCCACUCGAAACACCGUCGAAGAAGUCUCUAAUAGACCUGUAUUAUCUGUGUUAUCGCUAGCUAUCUUACGCUACAGAGCCGUUUUCGACCUCUGUAAUAGAGGGUUUAAUGAAACUGUGACAGAAGAAAUAUUGAUGCCAAUUCCUAAAAGCACAUAUAAAUAUCUAUUUUUGGGGAAUCCUAAGGAUUUUCGCUCCAGUUAUACAUUUUUUUGUUUUACAAAAAAAUAUAGUCUUCUAAUGGACUUUACCAGACUCUCCAGUUAAGUUACCAAGAGUCGUUAUUGGGAACGAAGAUUCUUUAAAGAAUUAAGCCCUUUGAGUCACGAAAAUCGCAGUAACACGAUUGCAAGCAAACCAUGGGUUCAAGCCCCACCCGCUCUGUGGUUUAAUAAGCCCUUUCUGAAGAGCAGAUUUUUAGAUAGUUCUUGCCUCAUAUAAGUCUGUCGUCGUGAAAAAAAAAAAUCGCCAAAGAGCAUGCAUUUUUGGAUAAAGUUUCCCUCUGUGCAGAGAUUUAUCGAGUCAUUCCUUUAUCGUACUUUAUAAAGCUUUGCACAGAGAGCAACUUUGUCUCAACAAACGCUUGUUUUGCAUUGUCUCUUUCAAAGAAUAAAAAGGCACACUGCAGUGAGUGGAACAACACACAAAUAAACCGUACAUACAUAGAGAAUGAAACUUAUGACGACGUUUCGGUCCAAAACUUCGUCAUAAAUUUCAUUUCCUAAGUGCAGGUAUAUUUGUAUAUUGUCUCUCUUCAUUAUCACCAGCAGAACGACACGCAGAUCCACUCUGAGUCGAAUCGACAUUCAGAUCCAAAUCUGCCACAACGAACAUGUUGAGACUAUGUAUGGAGCGUAACACCACGGUCUUUAACACCACGUCACUUCUCUAAUAAUAUAAGGACAAGUGAAGGGAUAUUAAUAUAACAUCGUAUCUUAUUGUGAUAGUGACUCCAGGCCAAAGAAUGGGUCCUCUCACAGUUCCCUCUAAGGUCUCUGUGAGUGGAUAACGUUUACCCUUCCUGAGGGUUUAGUCUGUAAUACACUGCCAGUACCCUGUAAGACCAAUUAAUUUCGAAGUGCUCUUGGACCUCGCUUGGGUCUUGGACCUAUAAACUUAACGUAAUGGUAACGAGAACCCCCUUCCACCUCCUCCUCCUCCUCCUUCCUCUUCUUUUUUUUCUUCUUCUUCUUCUUCUUCUUCUUCUUCUUCUUCUUCUUCUUCUUCCUUUCAAGUUCAAAAACAUCGUAAACAGAACAGGGAAGAGAAGACGAUGUAGAAAAGACUGAGGUUACCAUAAUUAUCAAAUAAUUAUUCAAAUAAAUUACUCAUACCAGGUCCAUGCCAAGAGCAGAGACUUGACUUCUGCAAUCACAAAUAGGUCAGUACAUCAACUCGUUACUUACACCAGGUCCAGGGUGUUAGUAACCCAAGUUACUCACACCAGGUCCAGGGUGUUAGUAGCCCAAGUUACUCACACCAGGUCCAUAGUGUCAGUAACUCAAGUUACUUACACCAGGUCAAGGGUGUCAGUAACCCAAGUUACUCACACCAGGUGUCCAGGGUGUCAGUAACUCAAGUUACUCAUACCAGGUCCAAGGUGUCAGUAACCCAAGUUACUCACACCAGGUUCAGGGUGUCAAAAACCCAAGUUACUCACACCAGCUAAUCAUAUCAGGUUCAGGGUGUCACAUAUAUUAAGGAUGAUUAUAAGUUCAAUGCCCAGCAGACUCGGCCCAUGCAGCUGUGUGUUACAGCUGUCGCUGUUGCUAUAGAUUAUGCAGAGCUUAGGUUAACGCAUGAAUUAGAAGACACAAAUUUCUUUGCUGCAAAAACCACUCUCUUAAAACCCAGCCAGAAUGGUCAGGCCACCCUUUCUAACCUUUUCCUUCCUGUUGACUCACAACUUCUCUUUUUCACUGCUCUAUUUGACCAAAUUCCUUUACAACCCCCUCCCCCCGCCUGUUCUAUCCAUCCGUCGUAUGGCCUCAAAAAACGUACAUCGUUUGAAAAUUCUUAUUGGGAUCAAUUUCUAAACGCUGCAAAUAGGCAGAGGGCUGUAAACGGUACUCCACUUGACACAUGUUCACCGUGCCCCUGCCCUAGGACUGUCAACGGUACAUCACUUGUACAAACUCCGACACUCCUUCGGGAGCCACUGCAGGGUCACCACAUGGAGAAGACCCGGGCCAGGACCCGUCCUGGCAAACCUGCCUGAAUCUGAACCUGCUGCCAUAGACCUAUGUACUCGUGGGCACUAAACAUCUUGUGCCAUGCCACAGUACGACAUUUUGAAACAUAAAUAUUCCAAAGAAUGAGGUCUACAUAACUCAAAGAAUGGGCGUAUCUAGUCAACAUAGUGUAUGGUCAGCUCUGUUAACGCUCCUCUAUGGAGUGCAAUUUUUCGUAAAUGCGAUUGAAAAGGCUCAUCCAAAAAUUGAAUAUUGCACAGAAAUGCCUUCAUAGUACGUGAUAUUCAGUUUUCAAUUAUUUCAAUUGCAUUUACAAAAAACUGAAUUAUAUACAGGAACUGUAUAAGAGAGCUGACUUAAGUUCGUAUGUAUGUAUGUAUUUACUGUAUGUAUGUAAUGUAUGCAAAUAUGUAUUUACUGUAUGUUUAUAAUGUACGUAUGUAUUUAUGUAUGUAUGUAUGCAUGCAUGUAUAUGUUUUCAUGUUAUUUUGUUUAAAGGGAAAUAUACACAAUGUGUGAGAUAAUAUAACACUCAGAUCAUAUUAUCUUCGUUGGUUAAUCUUUCAAAUAUCUGCUGUUAGCAAUGUUCUGAACUAACUUCAUGCAAAGAGUUGUUAACUGCGCUCUAUAGCAGUAGACUGUUGUUGUGAUAGAUGAUUUAGAAGAAGUACAAUAGUUAUUGUGACUGUUACUGCAGUCACAGUAGCAACAAUUAUAGUUGUAGUGUUGUAGUAGUAGUAGUAGUAAUUGAUCUGGUUGAAGGCUAAUUAUUUUACACAAACCAUGCACAAUUAAGAUGACCUACAUUUGCAUACAUAACCACACC
Cherax quadricarinatus is the source of this 7090-nucleotide messenger RNA. Lineage: Eukaryota; Metazoa; Arthropoda; Malacostraca; Decapoda; Parastacidae. The record is from RefSeq and is a predicted model, not a curated record.